AUGUCUCCAUUCGAUAUUAAGUGUCCAUCAAUUCAUUAUCUUGAUCUACAAGGAGUUAAUGAAUUCCAUCGUCCUCACUGUUUCAAUAUUCAACAGUGUGAAACGUUGAGCAAGUCACCUCUAGGUAUUCAAUGCCAAGAACUUCGAGUUGAAAUAACAGAUGUACUGAACAUACUUGAACUUGUAUAUAUGAUGGAGAAUCUUCGAACACUAUAUAUUACAUAUUUUCAUGAUUCACGAAGUCAUCGACCUGAUGUUGUUAACUUGAUACGGCAUUAUGCACCACCGGUAACGACCGUGACACGAAAAGAUUAUGGAUACAUUAUUCUUCGAUUGUAA
This is a messenger RNA of Rotaria sp. Silwood2, 339 nucleotides long. The record is from the annotation of a GenBank genome assembly. NCBI's taxonomy places the organism in Eukaryota, Metazoa, Rotifera, Eurotatoria, Philodinida, Philodinidae.